UUCAUCUGGUCCUGCAGGUUGGAUUGGCCAAACUCAGACACCAAAAUUCAAGAUAGAAACUUCAAAUCUGAGCACCCAGGUGAUGCAGGAUCAUCAACCAGGUCUGAAGUCAGACGUCUGUGUCAUCAGGUGCACCUGUGAAGAAUGCAUUACGAUGCCCACGGAGGAGCAGAAUGUUUGCUGCAAAGAAUUGAAUGCAGUUCAGAAUAGAUGUGGAGAGCUGCCCGAGGAGCCGAGGUGCAUGACCCUUCAUCCAGGCCUUGAACCUGUGUGCCUGAACCCCUACUCCCUUCAGAACGCACUGAAUGUGUACCAGGCAGACCAUGGGCCUCUGGACGUAAAGGAAAGAGCUGCCCGUGCUAGAUACCUGGCCUAUCGAAGUUUUGUGUCCUGGUGCUGGGGAUACCUGGGCAAAAAUAGCCGUGUGGUCAUACCCUCCUGUGUUGUGCGCCGCAGUCAUGAAGAGUACCCUGAUGAAGAUGGGGAAUACACAGGUUUCAAACCACCAAUAUAAAUAUAAAACAAUAAUAAAUAAAUAGCAUAUUGUAUUGUGUGCUUG
Molecule: messenger RNA, 559 nt
Organism: Epinephelus fuscoguttatus (brown-marbled grouper)
Lineage: Eukaryota; Metazoa; Chordata; Actinopteri; Perciformes; Serranidae
Product: P2X purinoceptor 7-like
Exons: 4
Coding region: 83-514 (143 amino acids)
Source: RefSeq, a predicted model, not a curated record